This is a messenger RNA of Lonchura striata (white-rumped munia), 1024 nucleotides long. The record is from RefSeq and is a predicted model, not a curated record. Lineage: Eukaryota; Metazoa; Chordata; Aves; Passeriformes; Estrildidae.
AUGCUGCUGAUGGUAGUGCUUGUGGCCACAGCCUCCUGGUCUUAUGGAUUUGCACAGGAAAUUCCCAUCCAGAGUCCUAUAUCCAUCACCAAGUUCCAAAAAAGUGCACGGAUGACAUGUGAAAUUCAAAUAUUAGAGACAAAUUUUGAUGACAUCGUCAUACACUGGUAUAAGCAGAAGGAGGGUGAAGCUCCAGAGAGGCUUCUAUUUUUUAUAAGAGACAAAGUUACCACUGGAAGUGGCUUUCAAGAAAACAGAUACAUGGUUGAAAGAAGUUCUGUCCAGAAGAGGUGUGUUCUUACAAUAAGAGAUGUAAUUCCAGAUGAUGCUGCUACUUACUACUGUGCCUACUGGGAUCCUCACUGUGAUAGAAAUAAAGAAAAGUUGUUCGGCUCAGGUACAAAACUCAUUGUUUCAGAAAAAGGAAGUUCUCCCCCAGCAAACUCUGAAAUCCUGAAGAAAAAACAUGAAAAUCAGAUAGUAUAUGUUUGCCUUAUUGAGAAAUUCUACCCAGAAGUUAUUAGGGUGACAUGGACCGAAGAUGGAAAGGAGGUAACAAACAACGUAGUAAAAGGUGACACUUGGCAGUCCACAGAAGAGGAUGGGUACUCAAUUGCCAGUUGGUUAACUGUGCCAGCAGAGAGUGAAGACAAGAAAUACUACUGCAAAUAUGAGCAUGAAGAGGAAAAUAUUUUACUGGAAACACAAGGUAUAUUCCAUAUGUUAAAAAAGUAAUUUGGUGUUCUAUUAUAAACAUCAUUUUGUUUACAAUAAAAUUAGAGUAAUAAUGCUUUUUAUUAUUGAUGAAGACAAUUGUGCUUCUAGGCACAUUAGCUAAAGUACACAAUUGGAGAAACUACCAAAAUUUUCCCAGGAAAAGUAAACACUCAACCUGUGUUAUGGUGCCCAAGUAAGUAUUCCAUUGUAACAGAAAAAUAAUAGUUAUUUUAAAGUUGUGAACCUCAUCAGGUAUAAAUUAUCACAGGUCCAACAGAUCUGAAAAUGUCUGUUACUUUCCAUAUUA